This is a messenger RNA of Mizuhopecten yessoensis (Yesso scallop), 2679 nucleotides long. Its product is annotated as gamma-tubulin complex component 4-like. The record is from RefSeq and is a predicted model, not a curated record. NCBI's taxonomy places the organism in Eukaryota, Metazoa, Mollusca, Bivalvia, Pectinida, Pectinidae. Bases 46 to 2016 code for a protein of 656 amino acids. Gene Ontology annotation, cellular component: gamma-tubulin complex; equatorial microtubule organizing center; centrosome. Gene Ontology annotation, molecular function: gamma-tubulin binding; microtubule minus-end binding. Gene Ontology annotation, biological process: cytoplasmic microtubule organization; mitotic cell cycle; spindle assembly. The transcript has 16 exons.
CCUGUUGAGAAUUAAUGGCAAACAAAAUAUUCUGCCAAGUUUGAAAUGCUUCAUGAAAUAUUGUUUGCACUUUCUGGACAUUCUGGAGGCCUUUUCGUCGAUAACAACGGGGAAAUUAAGGUGCUGUCAGAUGUCCCAUUCAUUUGUCCCUCGGAGAUCGAUUUACUGAACAAGCUUUGUCAGCUUGGAACUCAUUACAGAGACUUCAACGCAUUCAUUAAGAAGCAUGGAGGAACUUUAAGUUUAAAACAGGAUGGUUGUGGUAGAAUUGAGGGUAUCCAUGGACUAUACCUGAAGUCAUUUUGCAAUGGCCUAGACCAGCUUUUGGAUGACUACCGCCAGGCCCUUCACAGAUUAGAGAUGGACACACUACAGGACCCUCACUUACCCAUGUCACAUCUUCUGUGCUCACUCCAAGAGUAUCAUCUUCUGUUUCCUGCCCUGGCCACAGUUGUAGAGCAGAUAUGCAAUCACAAGGCUCAUGGCUGUUACAUUCUGGAUAUUCUUCAUAAGAAUUCAAUGUGUGGGCUUCCUGUCGUCAAACUGGCCAUGCAUAGAAUCCUACAUGUGUGUCAUGCUGUGAUGUACAAACAGCUGUGCUCCUGGCUACUACAUGGUGUACUGAUGGACCCAUACCUCGAGUUCUUCAUCCAGCAUUCAUCAGAUGAAGACAGUAACCAGAAUGCAGCAUCACUAGAAGAUGAAGAUGACCUGGGCCUAAUGGGGGUCACAGGGCGACAGUUACAGCGAGCCCUGUCCCUGACCCUGCCUGCAGUGGAGAGCAGCAGUGGGGGUAGUAAGUUCUCACUUAGGGCUAACCUUCUGCCAGUCUACAUCCCUGUCCGAGUUGCCAACAAGAUUCUCUUCACUGGCGAGUCCAUCCAGAUGUUUGAAAGUGACAAGAAACCUAACGCUUUCAAACGAGGUGGUAUUCUGAAAAACAAAGAAGAUGAAUUUGCCCAGGAUCUGUAUGAAAUGUCCAAACAGGAAGAAUUCAACGGGAUGAUGUUUGAAUCCAUGGUGGACAAGAUCAGGACCUAUGUUGCUGAGCACUUGUGGAGUUUAGUUGUGCAAGACUCCGAUCUGCUUAGUCACCUGAAGAUCAUAAAGGAUUUUUACUUACUGGGACGUGGAGAGCUCUUCCUCGCCUUCAUCGACCAGACCCAGACAAUGCUCAGAGCUCCUCCAGUGGGCACCACAGAGCACGAUGUUAAUACAGCCUUCCAGCAGUCGGCACGCAAUGUUCUUAUUGAUGACGAGGAGUUACUUCAGAGAUUCCACUUAACUGUGGCUUACAAAGCCCCAGAAAAAAAGCAGACAGAUAGUGUGUCUUCCCUGACCCUGUCCUCCCCAGUAGAGAGUGGUUGGUCAGCACUUGGUCUCGCACACACAGUUCAGUGGCCUCUCCAUAUCUUCUUCACUCCCUCUAGUCUUAAAAAGUACAAUCGCUUGUUCUGUUUCCUCCUGGCUGUGCGGCGAGCCCAGGUUGACAUCCAGCAGUGUUGGGUUCUACAGAUGCAGUUCAAGCAGCGUCUGGUCAGUCGAGAGGAGAUGGCCAAAUGGCAGCUACGCACCCACAUGUCCUUUCUGGUGGACAACCUGCAGUACUACUUACAGGUUGACGUAAUAGAGUCACAGUAUGGAAUCCUUGUAGAAAAGAUAAACUCAACUCGAGAUUUUGAGGCGGUCAGACUUGCCCACGACCAGUUCCUAUCUGCUCUUCUGUCCCAGAGCUUCAUCCACAGCAAACCUGUGUCCAACUGUUUAAGUGAGAUACUGGAGCAGUGUGGAGCCUUUAGCCACUUACUCACCCACAGCGAGUCGCCUAUGUCACAAAGGGAGAUUACCCAGCUACAGUCCAUAGGAAAGAGUUUCCAGCUGCAGUCCAACCUGCUGUUUAAGAUUCUGUCCAGUGUAAGGAGUCACAAUGCUAGUCCUCAUCUGGCCCAGCUUCUCCUCAGACUUGACUUCAACAAAUACUUCACUACCGCUGGUGGCCAGCUCGGCAGGUAUUGAACAGAGCCAAAUGCUUUUCCCACAAGCUACAGAAGUGCUGAUUGGUGUGGUCAAGACACCAGAGAGGAUGGUCAAGAUUACUUAUAGGACUGUUCAAGGACACUGAAUCACUUAAAACACUAGCUAAGAUCAGUCUAAGGACACAAAUGAUCCAACAAACUCACUGAUCACUAGUAAGGACAUAAUGACUUACUAGGAAAGGAUUCACAUCUAGCUUGAAUAGUUCAGCGACACCAUCAAGUAGUGGCCACAGGAGAUAUCAAGGCUUAGUCCUGGCAACUAUUGAGGUCAAAGAAGCAUGAAGGGAUAGUCAAAGAAAAUACCAAGGACUGGUCAGGGACAAGUUUGGCAAAGGAAAGUUAUGAAGAAUCAGUUCAGGAAUUUUCCAAGGAUUUUUCAAGGAAAGUGUUAUACAUCUAUCAAUGUAAUGGAUAAGGAUCAGUCCAGGACACAAGUUGAGAUCCACCAACUAAGCCAUUAAUACAGUAUUCUAUAGGAGAUGAAACACAUAUUUAUGCAAGAAAUCUGAUGGAACUGGACAUUUCAUAAUGUUGUUAAUGACAAUAUAUAGUGCUGCCAAAUUUUAUAUUCAGUUUGUUUAAACAAUAUUUCAAGAUUAACAAACCUUUAUAAAGUUGUGAUAUUUCAAUAUGUUAAAUUAUA